This is a messenger RNA of Salvelinus fontinalis (brook trout), 2470 nucleotides long. Its product is annotated as lysine-specific demethylase RSBN1L-like. The transcript is spliced from 5 exons. Lineage: Eukaryota; Metazoa; Chordata; Actinopteri; Salmoniformes; Salmonidae. Bases 65 to 1729 code for a protein of 554 amino acids. Gene Ontology annotation, cellular component: nucleus. The record is from RefSeq and is a predicted model, not a curated record.
UCCGCCCCUCUAUGCCUGCCUAGCACAAACAGCGGUCGGGAGAGUAAAUACAGAAAGCCCCAAGAUGGCGGAGUCACUGAGCUUCAUUCACUUUGGUGCAGCGACCAAAAGCCCGCUCGCCAAAUCUAAAGAACCGAAACUAGAGUCGGACACCCGGCCGCAGUCUUCCCGGGACAUUCACCCGCCGCCGCCCAAGCGAGUCCGAAACGACGAGAAGAGCCUUAAACCUAAGAAACUAAAUGGGGAAGGAGGUGCAGGGGGAGGUGGCGGCGCAGUGGAGAAGCAGCACCAGAAGCAGAGUUCAGGCAACCCGACAACAUGGAGCUUCAGCCCCGUCAAGGCGAGCAGCAACCCCUCGGCGCCCCUCCAGCCUCCCAUUCACACAGUGUUCAAGCAGAGCUCUUUCCUCGCCUCCCAUACCAAACCACCAUCCAAAAAGCCCAAGGAAAAACGAGAGAAAGAGAAGGAUUUCAAGGAAAAGAAGAAACAUAAACCAGUCCCUGGUACUCCUGGAAAUAUUAGCAGCAGUCUGAGUAACGUCACUACUGUAAUGAAGAAGGAGAACGGGGAGAUGAAGUUGGUGCAAAAAGACCACACCAGUAAGGACAAGACGAAGAAGAAGAAACACAAAGUGAUGAAUGAGAUCAAGAGGGAGAACGGAGAGGUGAAGCUCCUUCAGAAAGACAAGCAGAAACCCCAAAUAAACUCAGAGGAGCUCCAGAUUAAGAAGGUGAAGAAGAAAAAGAAGAAGAAACACAAAGAGAGUGAGCGAGAGAAGGAGAAGUGGAAACGGACCAAGAUGUACAGCAGGUCCAGCCAGACCGUGUGUGCUGGUCUCCUCUCUGAGCUCCAUGCAGGCCUGGCCUCCAAACAACAGCACCACCACCACCACCACGGCCACACAGAGUUCAAACCCCCGCUCCCUGUCCACCACACCUCCACCACCUCAUCCAUCAAACAGGAGAACUGUUACAGCCCCUCUCCAACUCUGUCCCUCUCCAAGCCCCUAUGGAGCAGCAGCAAUAGCAGUAACAGUAGCAUUAGCAGUUGGGACCCAGCUUCCCCCAUGACAUCCCCCCUCCAGAUGCCCCAGCCACGGUGCCCCCAGCCUGGCUUUGAGAACCUGGAGUUCGCCCGCUUCAUCCACGUAGAGGAACAACCCAACGGUGGAGCCCUGGUGGCACACGCCUACUGCAGCGAGCUCUCGGCCCUGUCUCCAGCGGAGAUGCAGCUGUUCGCCCAGGAGUUUGUUACCCUGGCCUUCAGUGAGGACGUGUCAUCCCAGGCAGCUCAUUACGUCAUGGGCAUCAUCCACGGGGCGGCCUCCUACCUGCCAGACUUCCUGGACUACUUCUCCUGGAAGUUCCCCUCGUCGCCGGUCAAGAUGGAGAUCCUGGGGAAGAAGGAUAUAGAGACCACCACCAUGCUCAACUUCCACAAUCAGGUAAAGAGAAGGUACAGCCACGGGACGUACCGGGCAGGUGCCAUGCGUCAGAUCAGUCUGGUGGGGGCAGUGGACGAGGAGGUGGGGGAUUACUUCCCAGAGUUCAUCUCUAUGCUGGAGGAGUCGCCCUUCCUAGAGCGGACGUUACCGUGGGGUACGUUCUCCAGUCUGAAGCUGAAGAGUCCAACAGAGAGUGACGACGGGCCCAUCAUGUGGGUGCGACCUGGGGAACAGAUGAUCCCUGUUGCUGACAUACCAAAGUCUCCCUACAUAAGGAGAAGGUGAGGGCUCACUGUGUUCACAGGUAGUAGGUCCUACUUUCACACGGAGAUGCAAAUGUCUGGUUUUACAGGAUCCUACUUCAAGAGGAACUACUCGGGGUCUUAACACACACGUUAUGUUCUGUUAUCCUCAUGGGGACCUACAAUGUAUUUCCAUUCAACAUCCUAUUUUCCCUAACCAGUAAUCCAACCCUAAUUGAAACCCUAACCCCUAAAUUUAAAAUAGCCUUUUAAAAAUAUAUAUUUCACCUUUUAUUUAACCAGGUAGGCCAGUUGAGAACAAGUUCUCAUUUACAACUGCGACCUGGACAAGAUAAAGCAAAGCAGUGUGACAAAAACAACACAGUUACACAUGGGAUAAACAAACGUACAGUCAAUAACACAAUAGAAAAAUUCUAUGUACAGUGUGUGCAAAUGUAGAAGAGUAGGGAGGUAAGACAAUAUAGGCCAUAGUGGCGAAAUAAUUACAAUUUAACAUUAACACUGGGGUGAUAGAUGUGCAGAUGAUGAUGUGCAAGUAGAGAUACUGGGGUGCAAAAGAGCAAAAAUAAAUAACAAUAUGGGGAUGAGGUAGUUGGUUGGGCUAAUUACAGAUGGGCUGUGUACAGGUGCAGUGAUCGGCAAGCUGCUCAGAUAGCUGAUGUUUAAAGUUAGUGAGGGAAAUGUAAGUCUCCAACUUCAGUGAUUUUUGCAAUUCGUUCCAGUCAUUGGCAGCAGAGAACUGGAAGGAAAGGCGGCCAAAGCA